UUCCUCCUGCAACAAGAGGAGGGGUGGUGUACGGAAGUAGCAUGGGAUUUUAUUACUAAGCAACAGAGACCAGUGCAUACCGGCGAAUUGGUAAAAAAGGGCAGUAAACAUCGACUUUAACCAAAUUCAGAGAACAAAUGCUAUAUAAGUCUUCGCUUAGACUCUGCAUUCCGUUGUCGUUGUAGGUAUACUGUGAUAAGCUAUUUUCCGCAUGAAACAGGAUCAGAUCGAGCAGGUUGCUCUGUCAUGAAUGAAUUUAAAGACCCACCGUUUGCUGCGACAGAAAUGCAUGCGAACAAUCUUCAAAAUCACGACUCUCACUGUGGAACCGAUGUGGCCCGUGCACGCUGGGCUCUUCUGCGACAGGUUCUGAAACGGAAGCAGCUCGACAGUGCAGAUGUCCAGCAGGUGUCUGUGCGAAGAUUCUCCUCCUUUAACCUGUUCUCCAGGAGCAGGGUCUCUCCCACAGAGACGGAUGAGCAGUGGGUGGAGUACAGAAGUGCAAUCUUUCCUCAGUACAGUGCCUUACUCAGAGACAAUCUUGGUCCGAUUAGAGUGGAUGAGGUGCUCAGCAGCUUUGACAACACAGGAAAUGUCUGUGUCUGGCCUUCUGAAGAGGUGAUGGCCUACUAUUGCCUGAAGAAACGUCACAUGUUUACGGGCUCCGCGGUGUGUGAGCUGGGUGGAGGGAUGACGUGUCUUGCAGGUCUCAUGAUUGCGGUUUGUGCUGAUGUGAAGGAAGUGCUGCUAUCUGAUGGCAACGAGAAGGCAAUUCAAAAUGUGCGCAGCGUAAUCGAGAGGAACAGGCGAGAGGGGCUCUUCCUGUCUACCAAUGUCUCCAGCAGGGUGGUGAGAUGGGACAAUGAGGACGAUAUGUCCACUCUGGAGGGUCGCUUUGACGUGGUGAUGUGCGCUGACUGUCUGUUUUUUGACCAGUACAGAGGGAGUCUGGUUGAUGCACUAAGAAGAUUACUGCGACCUGAUGGCACGGCGCUAGUAUUUGCCCCUACAAGAGGAGACACACUUGCAGAAUUCUGCAGACUGGCAGAAAGCGCAGGCCUGAGAGUGUGUCGCUAUGACAACUACGACUCACACUUGUGGGACCUUCACCUGAAGAUGCAGAGAGAGGGAAAGGAGGUGUACGAUGAGAACAUCCACUAUCCUCUUCUCCUCACUCUGACUCACGGAUCCAGUCCAGCCCUGAUCUGAGCUGGACAAAGCCAUCUCAUGCCAGGAUGCCUUUCUAUACCACCCACCCCGGCUUUGCCACUGUGUCCUCACUUCCUGUGUGUGUGUGUGUGUGUCAGGCCUAAGCAGCCUCUCAUCACACUCCUCAACUCAGAUAACUUUUUUAACUAUGGUGUGUGUGUGUGUGCAGUGAAAAGAGACUAUGUAGGUGAGUUGCCAUGUGUGCGUGUACUUGACCUGUUUACUGUGCAACAACAGUGUGAAACGCAUUAAAUGGGAAUGGAGAACACAUCCCUCCCUCUCAUCCUACAAACACUGCGGAUGUGACUCUCAGAUAUGAACUUAUUCCAUUCCUAUGAGUAUGCGUGAUAUCAGAGGUGAUGAUUCAGGGCAGAACGUUAUGAAUUUAUGAAUUCAACUCUGGAGGCUGAUACAGCUAAUCAGGUUCACAGGACUAUCUUCGCCUCUUUACAAAGACGUAAAUGAGGUCGUAUGGUCGUCUUGAUCAUGAGAUCUUGUUAUCAUAAUGACACCAGCUCUCACUUAGCUACUGAUUCUGUAUCUACAUUCAAAAGCUCAUUCUGACACCAAAGGUUAUGAGGGGAUGAGAUGGAUGCUGCUGCGCUGAAUGUUAUUUGCUUCACUGUGAAAUGCGCUCACCUGGCAAUUUUUAUCGAAGAACUGACAAGAUAUGACAGAUUAGGCCAGACUAAGACUGAAUUGAUAUCUUGACAGCGUCACACUACCACUGGUAAGACCUGCAGCACUGUUCUCCUGUAUGUUUAGAAUGCACACACUGUGCAUGCUGGACCAAUGGCCUCAUAAAGAGAUGAAAAUGGUGUCAUUAUUUAUCAUGUCUUUUGAAACCCAUUUUCUUUUAACGUUAGAAUGUAAAGAGGGUUAUUUGUAGCAGAAUGUCCAAGUUGGUACUUUCUUUACAAUAAAAGUCAAUGGUGAUCAUAACUGCCAAGCAACAUUUUCAGAGAAUAACAACUUAAGUUUCAUUCUUUUUUGCACACAUGGGCUUCAGAGAACUUCAGAGGAAAGCUGUGUGGAAAGGGUGGUUUUAUUUAUUUAUUUUUAUUUUUUUUGGGGGGGGGGGGGACUUAGCCUCUGGUCAUCAUCCACUUUCAUUGUAUGGAAAAGGGCAGCACUGACACUCUGCUAAAAUUCUCUUUUCAUGUUCCAUGGAAACAUGAGGAUGAGUUGCUUUUCAAGAUUUUCAAGUUUAAAUUCAAUUAAUAGAUACAAUUCAUAUGAGUUCUGUAUAGAGGCCCCUUUCCGCCAUGAAAUUAAAAAAAAAAAAAAUUAUAAAAAUAGCAACUUUUUUUUUUCCAUCUCACAAUUCUGACUUUUUUCCUCUGAACACUGAAUUAACAUCCUGGAGUUGUUGUUUUUUUUGUACUGCAGAAUAGAAAAUAAAAAAGAUAACUAUGACUUUUUAUCUCAUGAUUCUGACUCAAUUCUGACAGGUUUAUACCUCACAAUUGAGACUUUUCUUCUCAGAAUUGCGAGAUACAAACUUAGAAUGGAAAGAUAUAAACUUUAACUCGAAAUAAAGUCUGAAUUAUUAUCCGAAAAAAUCACAAUUACCUCUUUUUUUUAUCCCAAGGUGAAAACAAGCUUCAGUAGUUCUGUUUUUGUAAAUUUAAGGGGUAUACAGAAGUUAGUUUUUGGUGUGCACUCAGAAGAAUAUUAUAUUAUGCCCAAAUAUUAAACUCUCAAGUUAUUUUAUGCAUUUUAACAAAUAAAUCUUUUUUUUUUUUUUUUGCUUUUCUAAACUUUUUCCCCACACUGUUGUUUUCUCCUAGAGGUGAGCUGCUGACGCCUCAUUCAGAGCUCUUUGGUUUGUUGUGAAUUGUUCAGGGCUGUGUGCUUCUGCACUGUGAUUACAUUUGUACAAAACACAGAUGAGUCCAAAGUGAUUGUUUCUCACUGACACUGCAGGUGCUUGCAAUGACUGUGAUUAAAUGGUUGUUUUGAA
Cyprinus carpio (common carp) is the source of this 3172-nucleotide messenger RNA. RefSeq names its product calmodulin-lysine N-methyltransferase (gene camkmt). Bases 247 to 1209 code for a protein of 320 amino acids. Gene Ontology annotation, molecular function: calmodulin-lysine N-methyltransferase activity. Gene Ontology annotation, cellular component: cytoplasm. The transcript is spliced from 11 exons. The record is from RefSeq and is a predicted model, not a curated record. Lineage: Eukaryota; Metazoa; Chordata; Actinopteri; Cypriniformes; Cyprinidae.